AAAAUGAUAAUCAAAUGUGGUUAUGUCGAUAUUAUGUGAUGUUAGUUCAAAUGGUUAGAAUGAUGAAACAAAAUGAUAUUUAGAAUUAACACGUUUUUAAAAGUACAGCAACAGUUUAUAAAACAAAAAUAUCUCCAUAAAUAUAUUUUUAAAAUGGAUAAGGCAUACCUACGACAUUUAGAUGAUGAUCAAUUUGAAAUGACUUUCAAAUACCAAAACCCAGAGCUAAAAGUGAAUAGACCUUUUAAUUUUAAUCGAAAACUCUCCGAAACUGUCGAAACAUUCUCAAGUAGAGUUUCAAUUAAUGUAGGUAAAGUUAUUAACAAGAAAAAUAAGAAAUGUAAGGACCAAGAGACAAGUCAAGCAAAUCAGUUGCUGGAUGUAACAUGGAUUUUGAAUGACAAAGAGGUGGAAAAGGAUACACUUUGCUGUAUAGUAUUCCAACCUGGAAAUCGUGUUGUCAUGAAAAUAGUUGAUAAACCAUUCCAAGUUAUAGUUAAUUCUCCAUGGGUAGAUGCCAUGUCCUUACCCAUGUCAAUUUUAGCAAGUUUUCCUACUUAUCCUUCCAAGUUUGAAACAGUCUUCACAAUGAAAGCUUUAUCGACAUUUACUUGGUCCAAAUCUAAAGAUGAAAAGUCUUGGAUAGACGUUGGUAAUGAUUUUGUUUACACACCCUGUAACGACGAUAUUGGUCAUUAUUUAAAGCUUAGCUGUAUACCAAGAAAUGAACAAUCAGAAGGGCCAAGUGUUGAAACUGUUUCUGUUUGUAAGGUUGACGCAAGUCCAGGACAGUGUCCAUUUGAAGUGAGGCAUCAGUUCACUAAAGAAAGGACGAAAAACAAUGAGGUUCGUGUUGUUACUUACAAUAUCCUAGCUGACCUAUACUGUAACUCAGAUUAUACUCGGACAGUUUUGCAUCCCUAUUGUCCACCGUAUGCACUGGAAAUUGACUAUAGGAAACAGCUCAUUCUGAAAGAAAUAAUAGGGUACAACGCCGAUAUUAUUUGUCUUCAGGAAGUCGACAGGAAGGUUUAUAAAUAUGACUUGCAAACAGUAUUAGAACAUUUGGGAUAUGGAAGCGAACUAUCUCUAAAGGGAGGAGAGGUAGCAGAGGGACUGGCUUUGUUUUAUUCGAAGGAACGCUUUCGUUUACUGGAAACAAAUAGGCUGGUUCUUUCGGAGCAUAUAUCCACAGAUGAACAGUUUUCGGAUAUUUGGGAGAAAAUAUCUACUAAUGAUAAGCUCGCUUCUAGGAUAUUGGAUAGGUCAACAACUUUGCAAACAAGUGUUUUAGAUGUUUUGGGACAAGACGAAGUUUUGGUGGUAGCAAAUACUCACUUAUACUUCCAUCCAGAUUCUGACCACAUAAGGUUGUUGCACGGUGGUUUGUGUAUAAGAUAUCUCGAGAAUUUUGUCAAGGAAAUGAAAAGAAAGAUACCUAAUAAACGAGUUUCUUUGAUAUUUUGUGGAGAUUUUAACAGUGUACCAGAAUGUGGCAUCUACAAGUUAUUCACACAAGGAGAGGUUCCAAAAGAUUUCAUUGAUUUUCAAAGUAACAAAGAGGAAUCUAUAAACAAUGUAGAACUGAAACAGCCCUUCCAAUUAGCUAGUGCAUGCGGAACUCCGAAAUACACAAACUUCACAGCAGGGUUCCAGGAGUGCCUGGACUAUAUUUUUUAUGAAAGGAAUAAUUUUCAAGUCGCCCAAGUAGUACCUCUACCGAGUUACGAAGAAGUUUCUGCAAAUAUAGCGUUACCGAGUGUAGUUUUCCCAUCAGAUCAUAUUGCUUUGGUGUCUGAUUUGAAGUGGUUAUGAAAUACUGAGAAUAUAUUUCAGAGAGUUUUUUACAUGUGAUAUAUGUGUAUGGACUCUCCACUAAUGUAAUUGGAUACUAAUUUGAACAAGAUCAAUUUAUAUUCUAUUGACUACUCAGUUUGGGGACAUAUGUACAGGUUAUCUUCAAAAAUAAACACAGUGAGAUA
This is a messenger RNA of Leptinotarsa decemlineata (Colorado potato beetle), 1982 nucleotides long. RefSeq names its product 2',5'-phosphodiesterase 12. Gene Ontology annotation, cellular component: mitochondrion. Gene Ontology annotation, molecular function: 3'-5'-RNA exonuclease activity. Gene Ontology annotation, biological process: nuclear-transcribed mRNA catabolic process, deadenylation-dependent decay. Lineage: Eukaryota; Metazoa; Arthropoda; Insecta; Coleoptera; Chrysomelidae. The record is from RefSeq and is a predicted model, not a curated record.